CACUUGGUUCGAAGCAACCCUGCAUAUUGAUGGCGGAUUGACGCUCUUUUGCUGACAAAAUAAAUUUUCUUAAAUCGCGAAAAGGUGCAUGAACGGAGGAAAAGUGAAUUCGAAUAGCAGUGGACGCAUAAGCCGUGGGUCCGACGGCGUUACCAUCGUUUUAUUUCAGAUAUUUGCAGUGCCCCAACCGUUUUUCCGCCAGCCAUGAGACGGCGCAGCGAUCGAAAAAAGUCGUCGUCGCCCGCUCCGGUGCCGGUGGCACGCCGAAGUCGCCGCUCCCGCAAGGUGUCCGAAAACGAGAAGGUCGAGGAAGAAGCACCAGCCAACCAGAAGGAUAAUGCGAACUCCGGGGAUGUCCCAGAAGUGCCGCAGGCCCCAGUCGAAGUCACCGAGCAACGAGCCUCCAGCGAGGAACGUGCCGGAUCCGGAUCAUCGCCAGUGCGCAAGAGUCGCGGCGUCCGGGCGACGCCAAAAAAGCGUGCUGAGGCCAAGGGCGGCGACAAGAAAGUGGACACUAUCCCCGAGGAGGAGCCCGAGAACGGCCAGGUUGCAGACAAGAACAGCGUGGAGGAGGAAAGGGCUGUAGAGCCGCCAUCGGUUCAGGAGAGCGUGCCGGAAGAGCUUGCCAAAGAGGAUCAAAUUGAGAAAACCCAGCCAGAUCCGAAGGACGAGAAUGCUGAGAAGGAGGACGAAAAACCACAGCAGGAUGUCCAUGAUGACAGCAGCGGCAAGCAGAGCGAGCCAGUUCAAGAGGUAAAGGUUCCUUCUCCUUCCAGCAAGGAUGAGGAACAUCUAAAAACGUCUAGCGAUGUAUUAGACAUUCAGACAGAAGAGGUCGAGGAAAGGGACGAAGAAGGCUCUGCUCCUGCGGAACGCAAGGAGUCCAAGAAGAAACACAAGGAGCAGAAACAGGAAUUGCAGGCCGCGGAGGAAGAGGAGCAAAAGGAGAACCGCAAACAGCAACAGGAAAAGCCAGAAAAAACUCAGGACGAACCAGCUGAUCUUCCGAACGACAAGCACGAGACAUCCGUAAACAGCAGCGCAAACAACACAGCCAGCGCUCCAGUGCUUCAGCAGCAGCGAUCGGUGCGGAAGCGCAGGUGGCUUACUAAUAAAAAGUCCUCGGAUCGCGCGCCACCAGUGUUGGCCAUUUCAACGGAUUCCCUAAAAAACAUAAUUGCCGAUGUGGUGCAACCGGUUCCCCUCAGCGAUGUGCAACUGGAAUCCUCGUCGGAGGAGGAGGGUCUGGUCACCAGCGAUCGCGACUCCGAGCGAUCGGGUUCGCCGGUGCCCGCCUCCGAGCCGCGAAAGGAUCGCGACACCGAGGCCACUACCAUCACCACCUGCGAGACCGGCGCAGAGGCGACUGCAAACAAGGAGAGUGCAGGAACUGCAGGAGCCACUGGUCGAACAUCUCCGCCACCUUCCACAGACACGGUGCCGGCUCAGGGAGGCUUGAGCAAAGCCACAGCCGCCACGGCCGCACCCCAUAUAGUCCGAUCCCCUAGUCCUGCGCGCAAUCGCGCCAGCCAUGUGCUAUACAUCACCAAUCUGGUGCGCCCCUUCACAGUCCUGCAGCUGAAAGGACUUCUGGCGAGGACGGGAAAGAUCGUGGAGGAAGACGGUUUCUGGAUUGAUCGCAUCAAGUCUAAGUGCUUCGUUGCCUACUCCACUGAAGACGAGGCCAUUGAAACCCGCCAUGCCCUGCACGGAGUUCGCUGGCCAGUCUCAAAUCCCAAAUGUUUAAAUGUCGACUUCGGUAGUCGCACAGACAUGGAUCGCGCGAUACAAUCAACGAAGGACGAGGCUCCCAGAUAUGGCCAGGAAAACACCAGAGACAACCAGCAGGCGGGCAACGCUUGGUCGCGAUUGGAACCAUCAGACAAGAAGCCUGUGCGCCCUGUACGUGAAUGGGAUGUGGGUAAAAAGGAGCCUAGCGACCACGACAAGCCCAGCAACGACCGACGACGUGGGAGCAAGGAUCGACUGGACUCGAGAUCUCGGGACGCGGAUCGAGCUGGACAGGAUCGCAAACGCUCCAGGGACAGAGAGGGGCGAGGACGCGAGCGGGAGCGAGAUCGCAAUGCACACGCAAGAAGCCGCAGUGGAUCGCCAGUGGCCAAAACUAAACGGAAGGAGAAUGAGCCGCCUAUCAGGCUAUUGGAUGAUCUUUUUCGUAAGACUAAGGCAACGCCGUGUAUUUACUGGUUGCCACUGACGCCGGAAGCGAUCGCAGAAAAGGAGGCAUUUCGUCAGAAACGCAUCGAGGAGCAUAAGCAGCGCGUCAAGGAGCGGGAGGAGCGUCAAAAAGAGCGUGAGAAGGAUCGAGACCGCCAGCGCGAAACGCGCCGCAAUCGUUCCAAUGAACGGCGACGAUCGCGCAGUCGCGAGCGGGAGCGACGACGUUACUAGGCGGAGGCUUGAAAUUGAGCAAAUAAACGUUGAAAAUAUCUCAAUUACUGGCAUCAACACCCAAAAAGAAAAUCCGAAAAUGAUAAAACAGCAACUAAAACUUCUGCAGGGUCUCAACAACCACCCGAAUUUUUUCUAUUUCUUCGAGCGUUUUGCGUUCCCAAAAAUAUAAAGACGUUGUAAUAUUCAACUUGAAGUGAUUGUACUUCGAUUUGAAUAUUCCCACCAUCGUCUUAUCUAUAUUCUUAAUUUGAGAUUUAAAUUCUCUUUUCUCAGUUAUUUUUCUCAUUGUUGUUGUUCCAUAUAUAGCGCAUAUAUAUUUCCAUAUAUAUAUAUAUAUAACCUGAUUUGAUUUCUUUCCUCAAAUGUAGCAUUUUACAGCGCCUAACGUCACCUCACCCCAAAAAACAACCACAGCAACGCCGGCAUCCAGCAUCAACGCAAUGGAAACUUAGCGUCGGAAUCUAGAAACUCUUGCAGCAAGUUACCAUGCUUACAUCUAUAUACAUAUUAAACAAACAGAAAAUAAUUGAUUGAUUAAUUGUAAAAUCAAUUUUUCUUAAAAUUUUAAUGAAACUAGAAAUACAAUUUAACAACAGUCGGCAAGCUUGUGACUAUGCCAAAACCAUAAAAGUGUUUUAAAUGUCUGAGAAAUAAACUAUAAUUCUGAUCGACUCA
Drosophila ficusphila is the source of this 3090-nucleotide messenger RNA. RefSeq names its product apoptotic chromatin condensation inducer in the nucleus (gene Acn). NCBI's taxonomy places the organism in Eukaryota, Metazoa, Arthropoda, Insecta, Diptera, Drosophilidae. Gene Ontology annotation, molecular function: nucleic acid binding. The record is from RefSeq and is a predicted model, not a curated record.